CACACACUCAAAAGUAGCCAACUUUAGAGAUAUUUCAUUAGGAAAUGGGGAGAACUAGCUUCACACUAAUUCAAAGAUUUUACUCAAAGAGUAAAGGGAAUAAAAUUACAAACUGGUGCUGCAUUACAAGGCCUUUGGCCGAAAUAAAUAAGGGGGAGAAAACUAAGGGGAAGCUUCCUACCACUUUCCUAGAAUCAAGGGUAUAAUAUCCAUUUGUUUGAUGCCUUUGGUUUGUCCUCAUUGAUCAGUGUUAAAGGGUGAAAAUGGGGUGUCUUUGGUGUGGAGAUUUCGGCCAUGUGAAGGAUGAGGGAAGGGGGUGGUUUGGUUAUGUGAAGGAGUUUGAUACAACACAUCCAAUCCUACCUUAUCCUUAUGCUAUUUUGAAAAAAAACCUCCAAAUCCUUUCUUCGUCUUCGCCGUUGCCGUUGCUGUUGCUCGUCGUGUGCGUCACCAUUGCCGUUGUCUCACCCUCGUACACUCCCCACCAUGCUGUCGCCGUUCCUGUGUCGCCUCAAAAUUUGCUCCACCUCGGCCUCGCCCACCUCACCCUCGAUGUUCGCCGUUGUUGCCGGCCUAGCCUCGCUGUCUCUGUUGCAACACCGUCGCCAUGUCGUGCUUGCUGCCCUGCCAUCGCCGUGCCAUGCUUGCUGCCCCUCCCCGCCGUCGUCAACUUCAGCCUCGCCGUCGUCCCUUCUUUAAGUCAAUCAGAUCCACUCGUUGAAGAAAUAAUAAGAUUAGAACAGAAAAUCUUCUAUUUCGACGAGGUUUUAUUUGCUGAAGGCUCGUGGUACGAACCACCUUACUCCCGUGACUACACUUUGUUUGCUGAAGAACAAAUUGAAGCAAACAAGGUGGCAAUUCGAGAAAGAGCAAAACUUCUCGAAUCAGUCAGGAAGGAAAAGGAGUUCGAAAGGAGAUUAUGCGAAGGAUUAGAAAUGAUGCAGAAAAUGCUGGACGACUUUCAAAGAGAGAGACUAGAAGCUGAGUCUAAAGCGGAUAAAUUAGUCAAUGAUCUCUGCAAGGCUGUUGAACUUAAACGCUCCUUCCAAUCUCAAGAUCAAAUGAGGGAGAUUAAUGUUCAAAAAGAGGCUCUAGAACCUAAGACCAACCCUGAACCCAUCAACCAACAGGUCCCGGUUCUGGAAGAUUCACCUAAUUCCGCACCAUCACAGAAACCCGAGAGCAUAACAACUCUCGCUAGGGCUACUGUGGUGAUGUUACCUGAAUCUCUUCCUAGCCAAGUCCUAACCAGCACAGUCGUACAUGAGGUGGAACCAACUGAGGGACCUGACUCAGAACCACCUACGCUCAUUCAAGAAAAGGAGGAGGAAGUUUUGCCUACGGCAAUAAACGACCAUCUCCUUAAUUGUGUUGUAGAUACACCUCCAAAGGAACCUGUUUUGGAGGAGAUAGAGCCCAUUACCUGCCCCCAAGAUUCCAAUAUCCAAGAGUCUGAGGAGGAAUCUGUUGACGAGGAAAUAUUGUGCAUGGAAAACCCAACUUCGUCUAUAGAAACCUGUGCAAAUAAUGCUUCACUAGUAUAUUUAGACCAAACUUUAUUUGACUCCUUACAUGACGGGUGUAACCCGGUUUGCCCGGAGGAUAGAUGGAGCCAAAAGAGUUGGGAUGAACUUCUGGUAAGUGACACUGAAGACUCAUCCAUGGGGGAAAGCACGGCCGUAAUCAUCAAACCACAAAUGGAUAGUCAGCCUAUUGAAGAUAAGGAAGGAAUCAAUUUCACAACCAAAGCUAAUGAUGUGGAUCAACUGAGGAGACUUCCGCCACCACCCACCUAUCUAGAGUCUCCUCCUUCUAUCCUGUUGCCGCCAAGCCGCAGGGACGAGUCAAGGAUCCUGGACCUUGACCGAGCAAAUAUUCAAACAAGGUGUCAUCAGAAGAGAGUCAGAAGGGUCAAACUUUAUGACUCUCGGAUAGGAAAGUCGCGGAAAAAGUGGAUGCCUCAUCGUCCUUCUUUCCCUACUGUGGACCGUAAUGAGGUCCAACUGAUUGAUGCUGCUUCUAGUACGAGGUUCGAUGAGUGGGGACACUCACGGGUGUUACACGAGUCUGUGUGUCUGGCUCACGACACAUUGACGGACUAUGGCUAUGCAGAGGAGAUGGAGGAGCUGCUUGAGGGGACCAAAUGGCAGCGCCUGCUUCAGCUGAGGGCAGAGUCUAGCCUACCACUGACCAUCGAGUUCUUAUGCUCGAUAUCUACUGUCCCCGAGAUUGAGUCACGCCAGAUGACUCACACUUUGAUCACCGCUGAUACCACAUUUGCUUUCACUCUUCCGGGCCAGUCAUUUCAUUUGACAGUGAGAGAGAUGGCUGUUCGUCUCGGGAUCUACACCCAAGAGGAGACCGAGCAGCCUGAGUUCUACGACGACCCCUUUUGUCUUCCCGCCGAUUUUGAUGCUAUAGCUUUCUGGAGGGAGCACUCAUGUAACGACAAGGAGUUCGUGAACAAGAAGAGUAAGGCACGCUGUUAGAUAUUCGGGAGCGUCAACGAAGACUUUCCUUAGUCCACAAAAGGAAAAACAAAUCAGGAGAAUGAAGCCAAAGUGUGGUG
Cuscuta campestris is the source of this 2569-nucleotide messenger RNA. Lineage: Eukaryota; Viridiplantae; Streptophyta; Magnoliopsida; Solanales; Convolvulaceae. The record is from the annotation of a GenBank genome assembly.